AUGAGCCAUGAAGAUCCGAAGUUGGGACUGCAAGCCGGGGAGAAGUACUUCCUGGUGUACUGGCUGUGUUGCUGCUUGUGGUAUGAAGACAAGUCCGAUAAAGCUUCUAGCAGACACCCGAGCAGAGCCGAACUCAACGACGCGGGGCGACGGCGCCGGUCGAGCGAGCCUCUGGGCCGGCGGCUGGGCAGCAGCGCGGCCUCGCUGCACCUGCCCACCACCUCCGGUAGCCACAAAAAAGCUCUGUCAGCCCACCGAAGUCACGAAGACAUUGGACGCAGGAAGUCUCAGUGUGAAAACAAAGAAGAUGGACGUUAUCACUCUGCUCCCAGCGUCAUUGACGAGGUCAUACACAGGAGGGACUGGGAACGAUCCACUAAGGAACUUUAUAUCCCUUUGAAGCCCGAACCUAACUCCGAUCUGUCGACCAGCCCCGAGGCACCGCACGCGGAACCGGAGUCCUCAUCCGUCGAGUGCCUCAGACACGAGGAACAGCCAAAACCGUGCAAGAAACAUCACACCAACAUCAAAUCAUCUAAACAGCACAAUAAUAAAGAAAGUACGAAUGAUGACGUCAAAGAUUCCGACGCCACUGAAUUUGCGGACUUCUACAGCGCAGACACUCGGCGAGACAACGUCGACCAGAGCGACGCGGGGCCCGAGGACGUCGAUAACGAAGCGACCGUCGAUAAGUCGACGUCCUGUACCACCAAGGAAGUGAAGCAGUCGUUGAACGAGUCCAUCCGCAGCAGGGAGCGCCCCCGGUCCGCCCUCGCGCCCCUCGACGAGAACCAGCCCCGAGUCUUGGGGUUUAAUUUGGAGGAUGUCAUAAACCAGUUGGACGCUUUAGAUCGGUCGGGGGCCGUGCACCACAUCGCGGAGUCCCGGGGGAGCGGCGCGGGGUCCGCCCUGCCCCCCCCCGCCGCCGGUGAGUCUGAUUCAUUUACAAGGCCGCGUGGAUAUUGUUUGCAUGCUCGCAUGCUUACUGGAAGGGAUUUUGUGAAUUUUGAUUAA
This is a messenger RNA of Bombyx mandarina (wild silkworm), 1014 nucleotides long. RefSeq lists its product as uncharacterized. The record is from RefSeq and is a predicted model, not a curated record. Lineage: Eukaryota; Metazoa; Arthropoda; Insecta; Lepidoptera; Bombycidae.